UUUGCGCCAUGCUUUUGGUUCUGUUCCUAUGGUUGGUCAUAAUCCUCUUCAUGCUUUAAAAGCUUUUGAAAAUGAGGGAGAAGAGAGUGAACCUAACUUCUAUGAGGUUAUCAGCAAGGUCAAGGCUGGAGACUUUGUGGUAAGAGAUGCAAAAGCUGAUCUAGAGUACUAUGUAGCGGCACAGAUGAAAGCAGCUGCAAUUGAAGAGAGUACGGAUGCAACUUCAAAACUUAAGAAGUCUACUGACAUGAUCACUGCUAAAGAGUUUCAUAAUUUCAAGAAAAAUAUUGCCAUCUCUCAGAUGGCCGGUGAAAAGUACACAUUAUCUGUUGCUGUAAUUGGAGAUGAGAAGGAGUUUUCUCUUCAUGAUGCUUUUCUUGGUUUGAUCAAAUCACAUAUCUCACAUGGAAACCCACUUGGAAUGCUGGGAGAUAAAGGUGGAAAGUUCUGUACAAUUUCCUUUCUGGCUGUUCAAAAAGAAUUCCGCCGUAACAAGGUGGCUAGUUGUAUGAUUAAAAGACAACUGAACUUGGCCAAAGAUGAAGGUGCUGUUUAUGCUUUUGUUAACAUUCCAACUGAAUGCAAUGGAGCGUUGGAUAUGUUUAACAAGAUGGAAUUCCAUGUAUUCAAGGAUAUCUCCCGUCCUGGUAUGAGGAUGACUGCGGCUUUAUACCCCUUGAAUAGCAGUGUUUCCAAGAUGAACUGAGAGAUCUCUCUCUUUUAUGUGAUG
This is a messenger RNA of Papaver somniferum (opium poppy), 730 nucleotides long. RefSeq lists its product as uncharacterized. The record is from RefSeq and is a predicted model, not a curated record. NCBI's taxonomy places the organism in Eukaryota, Viridiplantae, Streptophyta, Magnoliopsida, Ranunculales, Papaveraceae. Bases 29 to 706 code for a protein of 225 amino acids. The transcript is spliced from 4 exons.